GCUGCGGCGGAGGAAGAAGGCUUGUUUUUGAAAAUAUUGGCGCUUGUCGUGCUAGCUAUGAACGGCUAUCGCUAUGUUUGAGCUUGUCUAGCGAUUUUAUUUUCCCCCAAUGCGAGCUACUUGUGUCUCAUGAGAGAGCGUUACCGUUAUUACAUGAAAUGAGAGAUAACCGUUACUGACAAAAAGCAACACCUAAGUUACUGCAGAGGGGCCACAAUGGCAAGUGACGUGUGCAGCCAUGUGAAGGUGGUUGUUCGGGUGAGGCCAACCACGGAGAACGAGAAGCGAGAAAACUGUCGAAAUGUGGUCCAGGUUGUUGAUAACCACAUGCUCAUAUUUGACCCCAAAGAAGAGGACGCAUCGUGUUUUGGGGCACAAAGAGUGCGAAACAGAAACAGAAACAUCAACAAGAGGGCUAACAAGGACCUCAAGUUUGUUUUUGACCAUGUCUUUGGCGAGAACUCUACUCAAGUUGACAUCUUUGAGAGCACCACUAAAGGAGUGUUGGAUGGUGUGAUGAAUGGAUUCAACUGCACAGUGUUUGCCUAUGGUGCUACUGGAGCAGGCAAGACGCAUACUAUGUUAGGGUCGCAAAAUGACCCUGGAGUCAUGUACCGCACCAUGAAAGAGCUGUUUAAACGCAUGGAUGACGCCAAGGAGGAAAAAGAGUUUGCUGUUGCAUUCUCAUAUCUUGAGGUUUACAAUGAACAGAUCAGAGACUUGUUGGCAAAUGCAGGGCCUCUUGCAGUCAGAGAGGACAGCUCUAAAGGAGUGGUUGUUCAGGGACUAACACUACAUCAGCCCAAAUCUGCAGAGCACAUUCUUGAUGCUUUGGAUUCUGGCAAUCGCAACAGGACGCAGCACCCUACUGACAUGAAUGCCACCUCUUCCCGGUCCCAUGCUGUGUUUCAGAUCUAUUUAAGACAGCAAGACAAAACCGCCAGUCUGAAUCCUAAUGCCUGCGUUGCCAAAAUGAGCCUGAUUGAUCUGGCAGGCUCAGAGAGGGCCAGCGCCACCAACGCCAAAGGGGCGCGUCUGCGGGAAGGUGCUAACAUCAAUCGUUCACUACUUGCCCUGGGAAAUGUCAUCAAUGCUCUUGCUGACCCAAAGAGUAAGAAAACUCAUAUACCGUACAGGGACAGCAAGCUGACGCGGUUACUUAAAGACUCCUUGGGGGGUAACUGCAGGACUGUCAUGAUUGCCAAUGUUGGCCCCUCAUCCAAGUCAUAUGACGACACUCACAACACACUGAAGUACGCCAACAGGGCCAAGGAGAUUAAAUCCUCGCUGAAGAGUAAUGUUGUAAGCCUGGACAGUCACAUUGGCCAGUAUGCAGUGAUAUGUGAGAAGCAACGGCAAGAGAUUCUACAGUUGAAGAAGAAACUAAAAGAAUAUGAGGAGAAGAGCAUGGCGCCUGGGGCUUCUAACAUGAUCUCUUCACAGAAACAAGCAGAGUUCCAAAGGGUGUCAGGAACUCUGCAGCAAAUCUUCACGGGCCGGGCCCAAAUCAGGAAAGAACAGCUGGAUCUGGAGAGACAACUGAAGGAGAAUGAGCUGCGCCAGCGGUACAGUGAGGAGGACAACCUGCAGGUCCAAUAUUUCUGUGCCAAAGAAAAGACUGAGAAGGCCACUUGUAAGCAUGAGCGGAAGAUUGCCAGCUUACGCACCCAGCAGCAACACAUUCGCAAACGUUUGAAGGAGGCAGAAACACGGUUCCUGGACAAUGACGGCUGGCUGCAUCGUGUCGAGAAUGAGAUUAAGCUGCUGAAGUCAAAUGAUCAGACCUCAGAGGUGUUAGAUAAGGGCCUGCAUUGCCACAGACUAGAGCUGCAGGUUAAUGAUCUCAAACAACACAUCAAGCAGAUGGUCGAGCUCACCGCACUGCAGGACCAGGAGAACAAGCGUAUGCAGAAAAUGGUGAACAUCUUGUUGCCAGCUUAUAGUCGUCACUACUCUGCGUUGCGGGUGGCUGGGCAGGUCUCAGCUGCGGACGAGACGGAGAACCAUGAACUGGAGAACCUUGUGCUGAGGGAAAGAGGCGUGGUCUGGGCAGACCAGGAAGAGGUGGGGCAGCAGCUGAAAGGUGGAGGGAUUGGAGCGGAGUCCCGGGAGAUAAAUGAGCUGGCACCUGUCCUGUCUUUCUCACAUCUGUUAUACCACCAGAAUAGUCCCUGCAGUGCAGAUAAGCGUUCAAGAAGAGCAUCACUGUGCAAUGCUGCUCCAUCACCAAAAGGUGGAGGAAAACAGACUGAUAUAAAACAGGAAGCACAUCCCAAAAUGCCAAUCAGGAGGAAUCUGUCUGCAUCGCUGCCACCACAAAGCCCCCGGAGCGGCGCCAAGGCCCAAGUGUUUGAGGAGGGCAUGUUCCCACUCCAGUGCACACCAGAACCUUCUCAAAAAACUGUCCAGGCCCUCUCUCAGACCAUGGAUCCAAACAUGACAUUUGAAGUUCUGGACAAUGAUGAUCAAACUGCAAGUAAUUCAACCAUAAUAAUAAGCGGUGGCAGUUCGUCUCAAGCAACAAGGCCAAUGGACUUCUCAGGUCCCAGCCAACUACUCCAUCCUCCCAAGGCCAACGCAGGGAACCAGAUUCCUGCCAAAAGACAACAGAUCCUGUCUUUACAAGAAGUGAGACGAGCCAACCCGACCUACAUGCAACUGACGUCUGCUGCACAAGGGAAGCGCAAAGUUAACUGCAGCAUGCAAGAAGACUUCUCUGCACCGAAGCGCAUAAAGAAAGAACCCUCAGUGGCCCGCAAACCACUCAGAGUGCAUCGUUUCGCUGGUUCAGAAGAGAACAGGCCUCGACGAGUCGUGAGGAGCAUUUCUGAAGGAAAUCUGCAUGAACCUCAGAAAUCCAGGUCCAUUUUCUAUAAAACAACCCAACAGUUAAAACGAGUGGCCAAACGGAUGUAAAGCAACAUCGUGUUUGAACCUCGACAUUUUGCCUCUAUGAAUAUUUUCACAGUUUCAAACCGUAUUCAUCUUUUUAAAAUAUUUUCUCAAAACAGAAGUUGAGUUCCAUUGUUUUAGGUUUCUCCAACAGAAAUUCAAUGAGACGACAUGUAAUAUAAAUUGCACUAUUUUAUUUGUCUUUGAUUAAGCCUCUCUGACUGUAUAUAUUGUAUAGGUAUUGGUUUUAUGUUUAGAAUAUUCUUUUGACCAUUUAAGGAUGAAAGAUGUUAUCAUUUCCAAGACGACUUAAACCACUCAUGUACACACUAACGACAAGAAAUAAAACAUGUCCUGUGGAUGUUCUGUGUUUUACGUACAUUAUGUACUUUAAACUAUUUAGAUGAUUGACCGCGUCCGUGAUCACAUUAACCAGGGCAGCUAGUGUCAGAGGACAUUAUACAUGACCUCACAUGGAAGUAGAGUGGCAAAAAAUAAUUAAUAUUGCUCUUCACAGAGCUGAUUUUUUAGCCUUUUUAUUCUCUUGUACAGUUAAUAACAUGGGGUUGUAGAUAUCUCAUAUUAAAAGUGCUUGUAGCAGAAUCUGUGGCUGUUUCUUAAUAAAUGAAUGCCUUCCUACAACGAA
Molecule: messenger RNA, 3538 nt
Organism: Centropristis striata (black sea bass)
Lineage: Eukaryota; Metazoa; Chordata; Actinopteri; Perciformes; Serranidae
Gene: kif18a
Product: kinesin family member 18A
Exons: 18
Coding region: 217-2916 (899 amino acids)
Biological process (GO): microtubule-based movement
Molecular function (GO): ATP binding; microtubule binding; microtubule motor activity
Source: RefSeq, a predicted model, not a curated record